Molecule: messenger RNA, 1529 nt
Organism: Paraphaeosphaeria sporulosa
Lineage: Eukaryota; Fungi; Ascomycota; Dothideomycetes; Pleosporales; Didymosphaeriaceae
Product: NAD(P)-binding protein
Exons: 3
Coding region: 196-1461 (421 amino acids)
Biological process (GO): formaldehyde catabolic process
Cellular component (GO): cytosol
Molecular function (GO): S-(hydroxymethyl)glutathione dehydrogenase [NAD(P)+] activity; zinc ion binding
Source: RefSeq, a predicted model, not a curated record
GACGCCGUCUCUCAGCUCUGUCGAAGCAUUGCAGCGGACCGUACCCGUGCCUAACAUUUCACCGUCCUUGGUGUUGACCAGCAAGAUGUAUCGCGUCUUAAGCGCGGUACGGACGCGUCGUAGACCCCUUGAGAAACAAACACCGAAACUAUCGUAGCAAAGCAGCGCUGAAUUUAAAGAAUUGCGCGUCGCAUCAUGCAAACUGUCCCAGCGGCUGUGCCAGAGUUCAUUCGCGACCCCAAAUCGACCAUUGAACACGUAGAGAACAUCUCGCUUCUUGGGAAUUUGACCAGAAGCAGCGAGAAUCAAGAUGUCCAGGAGAAGAGGAGCGAUCUCAAGAAUAUCAAGACCAAGGCAUUGGUCGUGAAGGAAGCGAAGGCGGACUUUAAGAUGCAAGAUGUGGUCUUGGAUGAAAUACGUGAGAAUGAGGUGCUGGUGGAGAUGAAGUACAGUGGUAUAUGCCAUACCGACAUCGUCGUCCAGAAAGGACUCCUCCCGAUGAUAGAGUUCCCUGCCAUUCUCGGCCAUGAAGGCGCAGGCUAUAUUCGCGCGCUCGGCUCCUCCGUCAAGGACAAGUCCCUCCGAAUCGGCGACCCCGUCCUACUCUCCUUCGCUACAUGCGGUACUUGUACACCCUGUAGAACAUCACAUCCUGCAUAUUGCACAACACACGCGAACGUGAACCAGAACGGUGUUCGAAUCGCGGAUCGAAGCACACCUGCGCGGACAACAGAUGGGACAAGCGUACGGAGUCAAUACUUUGGGCAGAGCAGCUUCGCGAAGAUGAGCGUUGUCAACGAGAUGUGCGUGGUCAAGUGCGAUCACCCGGACAAGAUGGACAUCUACGCGCCCAUAGGAUGCGGCUUUCAGACUGGCGCGGGGACCGUGCUGAAUGUAUUGAAGCCAGGCAAAGACGACAGCAUCGUGGUCUUUGGGCUUGGUAGUGUAGGCCUGACAGCACUCAUGGCUGCGAAAUACCUGGAUGUAGGCAUAAUCAUCGCUGUGGAUAUUGUACAGGAGAAGCUGGACAUGGGCAAGGAUCUCGGUGCCACGCACACAGUCAACUCGCGCGAACUGACCGAUGUUGUCGAGGCUAUCAAGGAAAUUACGAAAGGUGGUGCAGCUUACGCCAUCGACUGCACUGGCAUCAUCAGCGUUAUUGAAGUCAUGAUCGAGUGUCUGGCGCCACUUGGAACCGCUGCUAUUGUCGGGGUUCCGCCUUCCGGAAAGAAGAUCUCUCUUGAUCCACUAUCGUUCUUGCUGGAAAACAAGAGACUGAUAGGUGUGAUAGAAGGGGACAGCGAUCCCCAGAAGUUCAUACCAACGCUUGUAGAAUUGCACAGCAGAGGCCACUUUCCGAUUGAGAAGCUAUGUCGGACGUACCCGGUUGAGAAGGUACAAGAUGCAAUACAUGACUUGCAUGCCGGCAAAGUAAUCAAACCAGUGAUAGAGUGGAGUUGAUUCGUUUGCAGCAUAUUUCGUGUUCCCGUUACUACGUAAUGUACGACAACAAUGCAGACCUUCUUGAC